Anopheles darlingi is the source of this 2228-nucleotide messenger RNA. Its product is annotated as amyloid protein-binding protein 2-like. Gene Ontology annotation, molecular function: protein binding. The record is from RefSeq and is a predicted model, not a curated record. Lineage: Eukaryota; Metazoa; Arthropoda; Insecta; Diptera; Culicidae. The coding region runs from base 354 to 1952 and encodes 532 amino acids. The transcript has a single exon. Gene Ontology annotation, biological process: intracellular protein transport.
GUUGUGUAGGAGCGAUCUCUUUCCAGCAACCGGUCCGUCCCUCGAUCGACCGGUCCCGAAGCCGAGACCGAGACGAGAGCGAUCGCGACACAAAGCAUCAAAGUAUAAAGCGAGGUACUCAGCGCCAUUGGGAAGUUAGUUUCGAACCGAGAACCAACCAACAACCAGCACAAGCAAGCAAGCGACCGUCCUCGCUAUUCCGGACCCGAGAAAAGUACCGCAAGCAAGCAAGCAAGCAGAGGAGCAAUCAGUUUUGUGAGGUUAUAAGCAGAUAGCAGAUAGCAAAAGUGUAAGAGGAAGAAAGGAAGAGACGUAUAGUGUUUGAAUCGAGCGCGACAGUGAAUGCGGCCACGAUGAUCUCGGAACUGUUCAAUACGAUGCACAAGGCCCGCUUCAGCGGUAUCCGGAUCGUGCCAGAGAAUUCACCCUCACUGCAGCAAUCCUGUGUGCGUGCGUUCGUCGAGAGCGUACUGUUGCGGUCGGAGGAGAGCGAGGGCAGUGAGCGGAUCGUGCAGCUCCAGUUUCUACCGGCGACACUGCUCACCGCCAUCCUCAAUCGGAUGUGCGCCUAUCCGGCGCUGCGCGGUGUACUGCGCGAUGAGCUGGCCGAUCCGGUGACCUUCAUGAAGCUGUUCAACGGUUACGCCCCGGACUACGGUACGCUCGAGAAGUGUCUCCGUGAGGCGGCCCUCUGCGGGCGGCCCCAGAUCCUCAAGGAUCUCGCCAAUGGUUACUGUGAUAUGCUGCGCACCCUAGUGCUGCCGACGUUGCGCAAGCACGGAUCGUACUGUUCCGAUUCGGCUCCCGCCAUCAUGGCCCGGGCCCUUGAAACGCUCAAGUUUGGGGCGUACCUGUGUGAGGCCGGCUGGUGCCGGGCCGCCGUCGAUGUACUGUCGGUGACGGAGGAACUGCUGGGGCUGCUGCUGCUCGCUAACCAGCUACCAGCGCAGCUGACAUCGGCCCACCGGUCAACCCAUCGUCAGCUCACGGUCAAGUGUCUCGUGCAGCUGCUGCGCGCCCAGAUCGGCGCUUGUCUGACCUCGAAGGCGACCGUCACCGUCGGAAAGUUGUUGUCCUUCGUCGAUGGAUCGGUGGCCGCCACCGAUGACAACAGCAGCAUCAGCACCACUCUUCUAGUCAAGGUGUUCCUGCAGCUCGGCAACUACUACUACCAUGUGCAGGAUCUCGAUCGUUGCCAUUUUUGGGCACUGCGUGCCCUCGCCACCCUCGACGCGCAAGCCGAGCCGGGAGCGGACACGUCCUCAGCGACAACCGGCACCGGCGCCACCGCCACCGACAGCGGAGUGGGCGACAGCGAUGACGGUCAUGACAGCGAUGGCGCCUCACAGCUCGGUGACGUCAUCGAGGUGCUGCAGCUGAUCGCGCUGUUCUGUGUGGCGAAGGAGCGCCACGACCUUGGCAACAUGCUGAUCAGUCAGGCGGUCCGGCGUGCUCGCGCCCACUACGGAAGUCUCCAUCGGCGGUACGCCGACGUCCUUCAGCACUACGGCUUCGCGUUGCUGCGCAUGAACGCGAUCCUACCGGCGAUCACCGCGUUCACCGAGUGUCUCGACAUUGUCGGGCGCGUGUACGGUCUGCUCAGCCCGCACGCCGUCGUACUGGAGGGUUACCUGGCGCACUGUUUCUACCUCCGUUCGCACACGACCGGCCGGUUCGAUAUGGCGCUCCGGCAUGCGGACGCAGCGAUCGAUCUCGCCCGGCAGCUGAUGCCGGGUAGCCGGCUCGUACGCCGGCAGCUCGAAGCGACCCGCGAUCUGAUCUUGCGCGGCCCCGACCGUACGCUGGUGACCAAAGAGAGUGAACCGUCGCGCGAACGGGACUAUCGGCCCUUCACGCUGCAUGAAAUCCGCGAAAAGUUCUACGAGCUGGACUCGUCGUUCGAACGGGAAGCGGCCGUCCUGGCGUCACCAUCGUGUGGUUUGGCGUGCUGAAGGGCCGUCUGUGUGUGUGUGUGUGUGUGUUUGGCUGCUGCUGUUACUGUCGAAGUGGUAGUACCUUACGCUCUCUCCGUGUGUAGGGCCUUUGGUUUCAAACAAAACAAACUCCCCAAAGCGCCACGUUAAAGACUAAGUAGAGUAGAUACCGUAGUAAGGAGAAGAUCGGCGAUCAUGUGGAGUGUUCCAACUUCACUCUUAUCGCCAUUAAGAUACGAAGUACGGAGAUAAUAAAUGCUCGUUUUUGCAUGUGAACAUGCUCUCUAACAUGAA